GCACUCGAAUCCGCUGCUCAACAACUUGCACCCAGCUCGCCUAAUUCUCUUGCCAAAUCUCCCGAUUCAUCCUUCUAAUUACAAACUCUCCUCAACUUCUCUUCCCGUUCGCCAGUGUUUCCUUGCUCUGUUUCUUUGUUUGUGUGUCUUGGUUUCUUGAUCCAAAAACAAGGCAUGGCGACGACGGUGGAUUGGCCCAGCUAUAGGUCCGAUCUUAAUGCCGCGAUGUAUCACAUGGCGGCGAGCAGCAGAGACCAGGUAGUAAUGCCGGCGCCUGCUCAGCCGAUGCCGCAAGGCGCAGCUCCGACCAUCUCCUUCACAUACCCGUGCACCGGCACGGAGCAGAGCGCGAGCUUCCUUCGUGGCGCCAGCUACCUCACUCCCGCGCAAAUCCUCCAGCUCCAGUCGCAGCUGCACCACGUGCGCCGGGCACCAGCAGCCGCCAUGGCCGCGGUCGGACAGCCAAUGAAGCGGCACGGCGUGGCAGCGAUCCCGGCGCGGCCGGCGGCCAAGCUGUACCGCGGCGUGCGGCAGCGGCAUUGGGGCAAGUGGGUCGCCGAGAUCCGCCUGCCGCGCAACCGCACCCGCCUCUGGCUCGGCACCUUCGACACCGCCGAGGAGGCCGCGCUGGCCUACGACGCCGCCGCGUUCCGGCUCCGCGGCGACUCCGCCAGGCUCAACUUCCCGGACCUCAGGCGCGGCGGCGAGCACCACGGCCCGCCGCUCCACGCCGCGAUCGACGCCAAGCUCCACGCCAUCUGCCACGGCGCCGACCUGCCGCCGCUGCAGAGCCACACCAAUGCCGCGCCGGCGCCGAGCUCCGUCCCGGAAGUCAAGAGCGAGCCAGGGUGGUGCUCCGGCUCCGAGACCUCGUCGUCGGCCGACGGCGAGGUGUCCUCCACGGACUCCUCCGACGCCGUCCCGGAGAUGCAGCUUCUCGAUUUCUCCGAGGCUCCAUGGGACGAGUCCGAGAGCUUCGUUCUGCGCAAGUACCCGUCGCUCGAGAUCGACUGGGACGCCAUCCUUUCCUGAUUCAGCGCGCGGCCGGCUCUUUACAUGUCUCUCGUCUGUUCUAGUAUUCAUUGUGUACCAACAGCCCCCUGGUCUGCUUCGUUUUUGAAUGGCACUGCCAGGAAGGAUUCUUUAAAAAUUUCACUACUUUGGUUGUAUUACUAUGUCUACAUUUCAAGGCUAUUUCGUAGCUUGUGGUCCAAUAAAGAAACAAUUUGGCACUUGAAAA
Lolium rigidum is the source of this 1240-nucleotide messenger RNA. Its product is annotated as ethylene-responsive transcription factor ERF060-like. Gene Ontology annotation, molecular function: DNA-binding transcription factor activity; DNA binding. NCBI's taxonomy places the organism in Eukaryota, Viridiplantae, Streptophyta, Magnoliopsida, Poales, Poaceae. Bases 175 to 1032 code for a protein of 285 amino acids. The transcript has a single exon. Gene Ontology annotation, biological process: regulation of DNA-templated transcription. The record is from RefSeq and is a predicted model, not a curated record.